Messenger RNA from Penicillium manginii, 924 nucleotides. RefSeq lists its product as uncharacterized. The transcript has 3 exons. Lineage: Eukaryota; Fungi; Ascomycota; Eurotiomycetes; Eurotiales; Aspergillaceae. The record is from RefSeq and is a predicted model, not a curated record. The coding region runs from base 1 to 924 and encodes 307 amino acids.
AUGGCUACUGUUCCAACUAUUCGAAUUGGCUAUGUGCCCGCACUAUCUCACGCCCCUCCACCUGGCGCUCCGCUCUCCUUCUGUCGCCUCUCUUCCAUUCAAGCUCGCCUUGACCCCAUUCCCCCCGGCACAGGACAUAUGAUCACAUCUCUGCGCAGCAAUGAAAUCGACCUCUGCAUCGGUCUCACCGAAGGCUGGGUCGCCGGCCUAACAGGCAAGACCCAGCCCCAGAACCUAGCCGAGGGCGGAUACAAGGUCAUCGGCCACUGGGUCGACAACCCGCUCCGCUGGGCAAUCGUCACAGGCCGCAACCGCGACCAAAUCAACGGAGUAACAGACCUGCAGAACAAGCGAGUUGGCCAGCAAAAGUGGGCAUCAGACUCGCUGGAAACCGUGCCCCUAGGCCCCUUCGGACCCCUACGCGCCGGCGUAACCGGCAUCGACAAGGAAAACCCCGAUCAAGCACCCAAACCAGCAGCCGAGUUCUUCAUGUGGGAGCAUUUCACCACGAAGCCGUACUUCCACCCAACGAUCGAAACCCCACACCCGCCUCUGAAGAAUAUCGGCGAGAUCUUCACUCCCUGGCCAUCGUGGAUGAUCGUUGCGUCCACAGCGCUGUUCCCGAACCCGGAGCAGGAUGAGCGUCUUGCGGCGCUUUUCCAGGCCUUUGAUCAGGGUAUCAGGGACUUUGAGGCUGAUACUAAUAAGGUUAUUAGGCUUCUGGGGACUGGCGAGCUUGGCUGCAAUUACAUCGAGGAGGAUGCUACUGAGUGGCUCAAGGAUGUCAAGUUUACGGAUGCUACCCGUGGUGUGGACCGCGGGGUUAUUGAGAAUGUCGUUGAUAUCCUCAAGGUUGCUGGUGUUAUUGAUACGGCCAUGGAGAACGAGGAGGCUGUUCAGAGAGUUAUUGGUAUCUCCCGGUAG